Messenger RNA from Cladophialophora psammophila CBS 110553, 1041 nucleotides. RefSeq lists its product as uncharacterized. NCBI's taxonomy places the organism in Eukaryota, Fungi, Ascomycota, Eurotiomycetes, Chaetothyriales, Herpotrichiellaceae. Gene Ontology annotation, biological process: transmembrane transport. The record is from RefSeq and is a predicted model, not a curated record. The transcript has 2 exons. Gene Ontology annotation, cellular component: plasma membrane. Gene Ontology annotation, molecular function: water channel activity. Bases 1 to 1041 code for a protein of 346 amino acids.
AUGUCCACCACCGCCACACAACAGACGCUCAGCACCAACUCUAUAGCAGCUCGCCGUCGCCGUGCCGGCUCUUUGAGCGCCCCCUUCGCCGGUCGUUUGGGCGGCAACCAAGAAUUCACCGUCGACCGCUCCGAUCCCCAAAAUGAAGAGUUGCUGAAAAAAGUGCCCGACGCAGCACCCAAUUUGACCUUGCGGGAAAGUUUCGAUCUUCGAGGCUUUCGCGAGGUGGAGCUGUGGAAGGCUGCUUUGAUCGAGUUUGUCGGUACCUUCAUCUUCGUCUGGGCAUCAGCCUGGAACAGUAUCUCCCCAAACACGCCUCCGCCCUUACCCUCUGAAACAUCCGGCCCCUUUAGUCGCUCAUAUUUCCUCGGUCCUCUCGUCGCCUCCGCCAUAAACGCAAUUCUCCUCGCGCUGCUGAUCUUCUCCUUCGGCGCCGUUUCCGGAGCCCAUAUGAAUCCACUAAUCACGAUCGGAACAUUCUUUGCGAGAUUAACCACCUUUCCUCGUCUGGUGUUGUAUUUAGCGGCACAGAUCUCGGCUGGUGCGCUUGCCGGGCUACUGUUGAGAGCGGCGGCGAAUACCAGAGAAUUCAAGGUUGGAGGAUGCUACCUCUUCGAGGAUAUGGGGACACCUGUCUCGAGUGCAUUCACCAUCGAAGUCGUCGGCGACUUGCUCUUGCUUGUGCUCGCCUUCGGAGUCGGUCUUGAUCCUCGCCAGCGGGAGAUUUUUGGCCCGGCAUUGGGACCAAUCUUCGUCGGCCUCGCGGCGGGAACUAUGGCAUUGUGUACAGCAUUCAGUCUGCCCGCGUACGGUGGUGCUGGUCUGAAUGCAGCAAGAUGCUUUGGCGUCUUUGUGGGCAGCCGAUUCCCAGGAUGGCACUGGGUGCAUUGGGUGGCGCCGUUUGUGGCCAGCAUAUUUCACGGUAUUGUGUAUUUCCUUGUUCCGCCUGGUGAGCCAAACAGGACAAAUGCACAUAAGAUCGGCAGAGUUACUCAGAAAACUGAGGCGCAGGAGGAGGAGAAUGGAAAGGAGCCCGUAUAG